This is a messenger RNA of Fomitiporia mediterranea MF3/22, 840 nucleotides long. RefSeq lists its product as uncharacterized. The record is from RefSeq and is a predicted model, not a curated record. The coding region runs from base 4 to 696 and encodes 230 amino acids. Lineage: Eukaryota; Fungi; Basidiomycota; Agaricomycetes; Hymenochaetales; Hymenochaetaceae. The transcript is spliced from 3 exons.
GGUAUGGCGCCUUGCAAGCCCUCAAAAUCCAUUAAAAUUCGUGUACCGCGACAUAAUGCACAGCGUCUGGGACCUUCGUUGACUUCGACCGUGCGUAAGGUCGCGAACCGGGAGAAAACUCUGGUGCAGCUGAUGCCACCUGUGCAAGAACAGCCGGGUUCGUCUGGUGUUCCUUUGGAAAAUGCGUCAGAGUGGAAUUCGCUUUUGCUUAGUGCGAGGGCUCAGAGGGGACCGUUCUGGGACAUGAGCACACAACAGUUUCUCGUAGAGAAGGAAUCCGACCUAUACUACGAUCCAUCACCACUCCUCGAAGCCACCCGUGCAAUCCAACAACAACUCAACCCCUCCGUCGCAGGAGGAAGCUCCCAACAACAACACCAACGCCAAGCCCUCGCACAUUCCCAUCAACAACAACCUCGUCAAGUAACACUCACGAACCAACAAUUCCCAUACGCAACGAACGCCGGUACACCCAUUAUGGGUCACGCCACGCCAAAUCGCGGUGGUGGCAUGACGUACGGGAAUCAUACACCUGGUUCGGCUCAGGGACAGUACUUUGGUGAUGUUGGGACGCCGACGAGACCUGGUGCUGCUGGGAUGAUGGCUGUUAAUGGUACUCCUGUGGGGACGCCGGAUAUGUAUGGACGGAGGAUUACGCGUGGGAUGGCGGAUGGGUUUCCGGGGUAUGCUGGGUAGAGAAUGGUGAUUUCUUUGUUGGCUGAAUUGUAUUUUGUUGUAUUUGUUUGUUGCUACUGCUUGAGAUGCUUUGGAUUAGGUUGUAUAUGUUUUCUGGACCUGCGUGGGGUGUGAAUCUAUAGUCUGUAGAUACAAUAACAUGAU